This is a messenger RNA of Hemisphaericaspora subhashii, 2082 nucleotides long. It is a transcript of the gene MLH1, whose product is annotated as mismatch repair ATPase. Lineage: Eukaryota; Fungi; Ascomycota; Pichiomycetes; Serinales; Debaryomycetaceae. The transcript has a single exon. Gene Ontology annotation, molecular function: ATP binding; ATP hydrolysis activity; ATP-dependent DNA damage sensor activity. Gene Ontology annotation, cellular component: MutLalpha complex. The record is from RefSeq and is a predicted model, not a curated record. Gene Ontology annotation, biological process: mismatch repair. The coding region runs from base 1 to 2082 and encodes 693 amino acids.
AUGAGUGACACUACAGAUGACAGUACCAGAAGAAUCCAGAAGCUAGAUACAUCAGUUGUAAACAAAAUAGCAGCUGGUGAAAUUAUCAUCCAACCAGCUAAUGCCUUAAAAGAAAUGUUAGAGAAUUCCAUUGAUGCAAAAGCAACCAUGAUCGAUAUCUUAGUAAAAGACGGAGGGCUCAAACUAUUAAAAAUAACCGAUAAUGGUAAUGGUAUUCAUAAGGAUGACUUACCUUUGUUAUGUGAAAGAUUUGCGACUUCGAAAUUAAGAAAAUUUGAAGAUUUGGAAUCAAUUGCAACUUAUGGAUUUAGAGGGGAAGCACUUGCUAGUAUUUCUCAUAUAUCUCGAUUAUCAGUAAUUACAAAGACCCAGGAUUCAAAAUUGGCAUAUAAGGCGUUUUAUAUUAAUGGGAAGUUAUGUGGAUCUAAUUUCAAGCCCUCAAGUUCAAAUGUUGAACCGAAACCAACUGCGGGCCGUGACGGGACACAAAUUAUUGUCGAAGAUUUGUUUUAUAAUAUUCCAUCAAGACUACGAGGAUUGAAAUCGAAAAGUGAAGAGUAUGCCAAGGUUUUAGAUAUCGUGGGGAGAUAUUCGAUUCAUACUGGACAUGUAGGGUUUAGUUGCAAGAAAUUUGGUGACCCAAUUCAACAAUUGAAUACGCGUCCUGAUUUACCGUUAAAAGAAAGGAUACGAAUAGUGUAUGGUUCGGAAGUUGCAAAUGAAUUAAUGUUUAUUGAAAGUGAUAAUACCAGUGAGGAAUUGGGAUUAGGAAAAGUGGUUGCUGCUAUUACCAAUGCAAAUUUUAACAAUAGGAAGAAGAUUCAACCGAUUUUCUUCAUAAAUCAUCGUUUAGUUUCAUGCGAACCUUUGAAGCGUGCCAUUAAUUCGGUAUUCCAAUUUUUCUUACCAAAGGGGUCUCAUCCAUUCUUUUAUAUAAGUCUAGAAAUCAAGUCAGAAAACUUGGAUGUCAAUGUGCAUCCGACUAAACGAGAGGUAAGAUUUUUGCAUGAAGAUGAAAUUAUAGAGUUACUUGUUGAUAAAGUGCAUGCUACGUUAUCAAGUGUGGAUACGUCACGUAAGUUUAAGACCCAAACUAUAGUUUCGAAAAGACCACAAGAGGAAAUGGAAGACGUGACAUCAUCAACCCAAAUCAAGAAAUAUCGACAAGAAAACAAAUUGAUGAGAGUGGAUGCAAGUCAAGCUAAAUUAAGUUCAUUUUUAGCGCUGCAACCAUCCCAAAGUUAUCAAGAACUGAUAAAACGAGAAUUUACAUUCCGAGAAGAUUCAAUAAUUGAAGGCGAAGACCCAGACGACUCGUCACUAAUACAACCAACCCAGAAUACUACCAUUGAAACUAAUGAUAGGCCACGAGUGCAAGUUAAUUUAGAAUCAAUAACCUCAUUAAAACAGGAAUUAACCGAAUUUAUUGAUAAGCCACUCACCAAUAUCUUCAAUCAUGCAGUGUAUGUAGGUAUUAUUGAUCCAAUUAAGCGGAUUUGUUGUUUUCAAUACGAUGUUAAGUUAUUUAUGUGCGAUUAUGCUGCGAUGCUACUAGAGCUUUAUUAUCAGAUUGGUUUACAUGAAUUUUGCAACUUUGGAGAAAUUCAACUAGAUGAGCCAAUUCCAUUGUCGACAUUGUUGGCUCCAUUAUAUAAUGAAGAAAGAAAGAGCGAUCUUAAACCGAUGGAAGAAAUAAUUGAAAAUAUCGUCAGGAUGAAAGACAUGUUUUGGGAGUAUUUUCAAAUAGGAAUUGCUGAUAGUUGUUUAACUACCCUUCCUAUGAUAUUACCGGGAAUAGAACCCGAUUUCAAUAAGUUGCCAUAUUUCUUAUAUCGUUUAGGUACCCGAAUCAACUAUGAAAACGAAAAGGAAUGUUUGAAAGGAAUUCUAAGACAAAUAGCCUUACUAUACCUUCCUGAACCUUCUGAUGAUGAGUCAAAAAGGUGUGCAUUGGAGUUGCAAUUGGAGAAUAUCUUAUUUCCGGAAAUAAAGAAACAAUUGUUGGCUCCAAGGAAUUUACUAAGAGAUGUAGUUCAGAUUGCAGAUUUACCUGGGUUAUACAAAGUGUUUGAGAGAUGUUAA